Messenger RNA from Plasmodium vinckei vinckei, 345 nucleotides. RefSeq names its product mitochondrial import inner membrane translocase subunit TIM14, putative. Gene Ontology annotation, molecular function: ATPase activator activity. Bases 1 to 345 code for a protein of 114 amino acids. Lineage: Eukaryota; Apicomplexa; Aconoidasida; Haemosporida; Plasmodiidae. The transcript has 2 exons. The record is from RefSeq and is a predicted model, not a curated record. Gene Ontology annotation, biological process: protein import into mitochondrial matrix. Gene Ontology annotation, cellular component: PAM complex, Tim23 associated import motor.
AUGUGGCCGAUUGCAAUUUUAUUGUUUGGUGGUGGAGUUUUAUUAGCAAAGAAAGGAAUGAAUUAUAUGAAAAAUCAAAAAAAUGGUAUAAACAAAAAUUUUUUUUUCCCUUCAAGUUUUAACACAAGUUUAAGUAAUGUAUUUUUAAAACCUGACAUGAAAGGAUUUGAAAGAACAAUGUCAAGAUCGGAAGCAUAUAAAAUAUUAAAUAUAAAUCCAACAACAAAUAGAGAACGAAUUAGGGAAGUCCACAAACAACUGAUGCUAAAAAAUCACCCAGACAAUGGAGGCUCCACUUACAUAGCAGCGAAGGUAAAUGAAGCAAAGGAUAUUUUGCUGAAGUAG